Ictalurus punctatus (channel catfish) is the source of this 4677-nucleotide messenger RNA. RefSeq names its product homeobox protein TGIF2. The record is from RefSeq and is a predicted model, not a curated record. The coding region runs from base 271 to 1473 and encodes 400 amino acids. Gene Ontology annotation, biological process: regulation of transcription by RNA polymerase II. Gene Ontology annotation, molecular function: DNA-binding transcription factor activity, RNA polymerase II-specific; RNA polymerase II cis-regulatory region sequence-specific DNA binding. Lineage: Eukaryota; Metazoa; Chordata; Actinopteri; Siluriformes; Ictaluridae. The transcript has 3 exons.
GUCAACACCAUUUUUUUCCUGCUUUCAUUAACAUGUGCGAGAAAUGAAGCGGACUCGAUAAGAGACAGUAACGUUGCGUUGGUCCGAGUUUUUUUUUUUAGGGGAAAAAAGACGAACCUGGGCUGCGAAGACACAUCGAUUUGGCCAGAAGAAGCCCCCGUCGUGUCAAGGCUUUGUGGGAAGCACGCUUUUCUUCUCCGAGGAACUUCGAAAGCUGUGGGGUUUUUUUUUUUUUUUUUUUUUUAAUCCUGAAACCCUAUCUAACAAAGGAUGAAAUCUGUCAAAAGAGUGUUUGAAGAGGAGCACAGUGGAGAGACGGAGUUUUCUGCCAUGUCCGACAGUGAUCCCUGUGAGGAUGACUCUUACCCACUCAAUCUUUCCACCGGUGCCCGUGGAGCUUCUGCCAAGCGUCGCCGCCGGGGGAACCUGCCUAAAGAGUCUGUUCAGAUUCUGAGGAGCUGGCUAUACGAGCAUCGUUUUAAUGCCUAUCCUUCCGAGCAGGAGAAGCUUAGUUUGUCAGGACAGACUAAUCUCUCCAUCUCACAGAUCUGUAACUGGUUUAUUAAUGCACGGCGACGGCUGCUCCCGGACCUGCUUCGGAAAGACGGGAAGGACCCGACUCAGUUCACGAUCUCCCGCCGCGCCAGCAAAUCAGACAGCCGGUCAGUGGGCUCCGCCUCCCCAGAACACUCCACCCCGCCACUGGUCCCCGCAUCUCGCCCCUCUGUCAUCCGCCCUGCCCCCACGUUGGACCUGAGCAUGCUGGGUAAUACAGCGACCGCCAUCUUGACCGGGGCUGGCUGCUUAGUGGGAUCAGGUUUAACAGGCCGAGAUGGUGGUGUCCAGACCCUCAUGCAGGUGGAUACUCGCGGCCUGAUCAAGAAAGAAAGUGUGAAUGGACCUUCUAAUCUAACUACUAUUCCAGGCUCUUCAUCCAGCAGCUCAAACCUGGGAACGAUGAGUCCUACUGUGGUGCUUUUCAACACGCCGCCCCCUACACCCCCAGAACUCUGCCCACAUGACUUCAGUGACCUCAAGCUGCUCGUAGAUGCAGCUCUACAGAGAGCAGCAGAGCAGGAAAACCAGAGACAGAAGGAGCAGUCUUCAGCUAGAGUACCCAGUUCUGUUCCUGUAUCUGCUUCAGCAACAGAAGCUCCAAGUCGAAACACAGAGCAGGAAAAGAGGCGUGAAAGCCUGAGCUCCGGCACCAAAUCUGACUCUGCUCCGAGCCUACAGGAGAAGGCCGUCGUCCCUGUCUCUGUGCCCGUGUUAAAUGCCUCUGCUUCUUCUCUUCCUGCCAGUAAAGCAGGCGUUAGCCUGCCAGUGGUCCCACAUAGAGUUGCCGGAGCAGUAAAUUUUCAGCCAAAUGGUGUGUGGAGUGUGGUCAGACCAGCUAGCCCACCCCCAACCAGUGUCACACACACCUGGAGCUCCCAGCAUACACUCCACGCUGUCAGAGAAGCAGUCAACUGAGAAAAUUGAAAUGACAGACAUAGGCAUUUAUGAAGGACAAAAAAAAGCAACAGCUGAGACAAGGACAUUCCACACAACCAAGACGAGAAUGAAACACUCCUCUGCUGGGAGAAGACAGAUACUCAUGUGGCCAGCAAUGUCAUCGUCGCCUUGACAGUCUCCAGUUGUCAUGGAUGACGUGGAACAUUUCACCUGACGGUUUGGAUAACCCAAAUAGGUCAUACACUAAGUUUACCUUUUAUUGACACAAAGGAUGUGUUUUUAAAGCAGCAAGCCUUUUAAAACUUUUUUUUUUCUGUUGUUUUCACUACACAAGAUUUAUUUCUGGGCCUCUUUACCAUUUCAGCCCAACAGCAGUUGAGAACCUUGAUCAGGCUCAGCUUAAAAGGGAAGUAAAUCUUCCAUUUUUAAAAAUCUUGAACAUUUUCAGAUCUGUCACAAACAGUGAACUUUCCACACCUGGAAAAGCCCUGGAGGAGUUGUGAUGUUUCUCAGUGUUGCAUAUCUCACUGAUGGGCGAGACAUUUAUGGUUUAUUUGCUUUUAGGACUGCCGUUAGAAGUUACCCAAGUGGCCUUGCUCAGUUAUUGCCUUAGAUAUUUGUUAAAGUAGGGGUAGGCGAUAUGGCAAAAACAUCAUAUCACAAUACUUGUUUACAUGAUACCUGAUUCGGUUUAGCUGAAGUUCAAUUUGAAACACUAGUGAAACAGCACGCCUACAUUAAUCUCCGAAGAGUGUUUUGUGAUAUGAUGCAACAUAAGAUCUACCAGACUUUGAUCUUGUUUUUGCCUAUAUGCUCCUGGCUUAGGGCUAGAUAAGUAGACUAUUAUGUAGCAUGGCUAACUAAUUUUUGUAUAUGACUCUUGAAUGCUCAUUGUGAACCAGCAUGCUAACAUUGGAUGCAAAUGCUGGUGAGAUAGAUGCCAGUGUGCAGACAGGGGCUUGGACUUGAUCCUGCUGAGUCUAGGAGGUUUUUUGUUUUUUUGUUUUUUUUUUUUUUCUUUGAAAACCCCUGGCAUGCUGCAGACUUAUUUGUUUGAUACCUCAUUCCAGUGGCCUGAAACCACUGCAAAUGGGACCACGACUUCCAAAUAUCAUCUUUCUUUUCUGUGUUUGUGUGGUCACUCAUACAUUCCUGCACUUUAUUUCUAAGUCUCUAUGUUGCCAGUACUUCAAAACCUUAAUAGAAGCCUUUUUUUUUUUUUUUUUUUUUUUUUUUUUUUUUAAAUUAAAAACAUUUUUUAAAUUUUUUUUAAAUAUGUACUCAAUUUUUUUGGCCUCCUCGAGUGCAGUCUCUGUGUGGUUCGGUCUAAGGGUGAGGGCGAGGAGACAGACGGUUGGGGAAAUUGAUUGCACUGCAGAGCGCAUAGCUCAGGCUGAUGGUUCCUCUGCAGUGACAUGGUGCGAGACGGCAGCAGAGCCGCCAUUGAUUUCCUGAGAGACGCUCCUUCCCAUCACAGACUAGCUUUAACUUCUUUUACUGAAAUAAAUGUGGAGCGUUUUACGGCGCUUUAGGUCAAGCAUUUCCAAAUACGAUAUGCUGAAUUUGUGUGUGUGAGCGUGUGGGUGUGUCUGAGACAGGGCAGAUGGUGUGAGAGAGAGGGAGAGAGAGCGAGCAGGAUGACGGUAUAUGUUAAAUGGCUCGGUGUGGGGAAAGUGGAGAGGAGACACUAUCAGUCUUAUGUUUCCGAUUCGCCAGUAGUGUUUUCAUAUCCUCAUCAGCUCGUGCUGUUAGCUUGUUCUUGGAUUCAAAUUUUUCUGUCGAGCUGAGGAAAACAUUUAUUCUACAAAGCACCUUUCACAAUGCUGGUAUAAAAUGGGUGCACAGCUGUGUUCACUGUAGUAAAGUUGAGUAUAAUAGCCUUGUUGACAUGGUAUCAAUUUCAGCAGGACCGUGUGCCUAUGAAUGUGAAAGAUCGCUGUAUUAAGGGUGCUGGCAAUUCUUUUUAGUUUAAGCUUUGGAGCAUUAUAAGAGGGGUCUUUUUUUUCUUUUCUUUUUUUUUUUUUUUUUUUAAAUCAUGUUUUAGUUCCUCAUGUUUUUUUAUUAAUGUUAUUAUAAUCUUGUCACACCAUUUAUAUGUUACGGUCCACAUUUCUUUCCAUGCCCAAGUUCCAUGAAGCGGUCAUUUCUCUUUUUGUUUUUCAAUGUUUAAAACGUUGUAGCUUUGUGCCUGAAUGAGUUGUAGUCACUGUAUUCAAUGCACACCAUCCUAGUUUACCUCCAGUGGUGCCAUUUGUCUUCUACCCCCCUCCCCCCGUCGUUUUAUAUCCGCUAACUUAUGUAUUUGUGAAAAUGCUGACAUUUUGCAAACAUCUAAUGUAAUGAGCUACCGUGUUAUUGUCUGGUUGAAUGACGGUUCUGUUUAAGGAAGGUGGCCUCUAAUCAGUGCUCUGUAUCCUGUUUUGGAGGGCAGCCCUUAUUUUCUGUAGUAUUGUAACAGUCUCUAUGUAUUCUCAUUAUUUCAUUUUUUUAUUUUAUUUUAUUUUUUUUAUCCGCAUUGUGUUCGCUCUCAGGUUAAGUCAGUCGUUCCUUUUUUUUAGCCUAGAUUUUAGCCACUGGGGCGAAAACGGAGAGUAUUAGAAAUCAGUAAUGUGCUUUAGACCAGUGUUUUGACAUGUUUGUAUGUAGCCCAGCUUAGGCUUUCUGGACAUGAGCAGUUGGCAUAAUAAUAAGAACAGUUUCAAAACCGGUGUACCACUACAUGAAAAACCACUGUGAGCUUUCCGUUAGUUACUGGGUUCCUGGAACAACAAUGGGUACUGGAUGUAUACGUAUAUUUUUCAGAGAUGCUCUAUUUUUUCACUUCUGUAGAAUGACUGAUGUUGAUUAUUCUAGAUACCGUGUCUAUUUAGUUGAGAAAGGGUCUUGUAGAUAUAAAGCGCAUGUUUUAUCGGGUCUGGUUUUUAUGUAUAUUAAAUGUGUAGCGCUCUCUCUGUCUCUCUAUAUAUGACCAAAUACUUUUAAGAUGGAUAUGAAUAGUAUUUGUUUCUUACAUUUUCCUAUCAGUGUAUCAAGUUUAAAAAAAAAAAAAAAAAAAAAUGUUUGGACAGUAAACUUGGCAUUUGUGCCUUACCUGAGAACAAGAGAAUCUUCACAGCUUUUCUAGAAAUCUUUGGACUAGUCUGUGCAAUAUCUGCCUUAAACUUGUGAUGUGUCCUCCUUCUUUUUGUAUAUUUCAGAGAAAUAAAGUACAAUUUUCAUAUA